AUGGGCGACCCGAUCGAAUGGCACCCGGCCCGCAUGCUUCUACGGGAGCGGGCCGAGACCGACAGGGAAAACAACCAACAUACAGCAGCACCCCAGCUUGCCCUCAUCAUCCUCAACCAGCCACUGCGAGACCUGGCUACGCUGGAAGUCCUGUGGAGUAACUCGUUCCUAAGAGUGGCGGCAGAUGGAGGCGCAGAUCGUCUUCUGCGAGCCUCCCAGGAGGGGCAGCAGAAUGGAGGCAGCAGCAGCACCCUCCUUUCUCAGAGUGGACUUGAUGUGAUAAUAGGCGACCUGGACUCGCUGACCAAUGAGGCGCGGCAAUACUUCACCACCGCCGCAAGCUCACACCACACAAAGAUCAUCCACGACCCGGACCAGUACUCGACAGAUUUCGGCAAGGCCGUCAAGUACAUCCGCAGCGCUGCCGCGUCCCCGCCAGGCACCACACCAGCCGACAUUGUCGCCAUGGGCGGCCUCGGCGGGCGGGUCGACCAGGGCCUGAGCCAGCUGCACCACCUGUACCUGUUCCAGACGGAUCCCACCUACGCCGAGGGCCGGCUAUUCCUUGUGAGCGGAGAGUCGUUGACGUUCCUGCUGAAGGCGGGGAGGCAUCGGGUUCACGUCAGGGAGGAGGGUGCGGAGGAUGUGUUUGGGAAGUAUGUGGGUAUCAUACCGAUCAAGGAGCCGAGCGUUAUCACUUUGAGGGGGUUCGAGUGGGACGUGACGGAUUGGAAGACGGAGUUUGGUGGCAUGAUGAGUACGAGCAAUCAUGUCCUGCCUGAUUCAAGGGUGGUCGAGGUUGAGACGACCAAGGACGUGCUCUUUACCAUUUCAUUGAAAGGCUAG
Messenger RNA from Cryphonectria parasitica EP155, 846 nucleotides. Its product is annotated as thiamine pyrophosphokinase. Gene Ontology annotation, biological process: thiamine metabolic process; thiamine diphosphate biosynthetic process. The transcript is spliced from 2 exons. NCBI's taxonomy places the organism in Eukaryota, Fungi, Ascomycota, Sordariomycetes, Diaporthales, Cryphonectriaceae. The coding region runs from base 1 to 846 and encodes 281 amino acids. The record is from RefSeq and is a predicted model, not a curated record. Gene Ontology annotation, molecular function: thiamine binding; ATP binding; thiamine diphosphokinase activity.